GUUUGUUCAAUUACCUUUUGCUUUUUUAAGUUCAAGAUUCAAAACAAGGAAAUCCAAAAAUGGACAAAUCCCAGGACAUGAGUCAUCAAGCUGGUCAGGCUGUGGGUCAAGCUAAGGAGAAGGCAAGUAACAUGAUGGAUAGCGCAAGCAAUGCUGCUCAAUCUGCCAAAGAAUCCUGCCAAGAGGCUGGCCAACAGAUGCAAGCAAGGGCACAAGGUGCUGCUGAUGCUGCCAAAGAUGCAGCUGGGGCUAACAAAUGAAUCUAAUGAAGAUUUCUCCAAGUGGCUAUUUAUGUUCCAAAUUUUGGUUUUUGAUCUUUCUGCAUGUUUAUUUACUUUUGCUAUUUUUUGCUUUUAGUAUUUUUUUUUUCAUUUUUUUAAUGGAUGAAUAAGAUUGUUUUUGUAUCAGUCACUUGAAUGAAAGACAUGAUUAUUUGUAGAAUUAUCAUAUUAUAGUCCAAUAAACAACCAUUUUUCAAUAAAAAGAUGCAUGUUAAUGC
Messenger RNA from Vigna unguiculata (cowpea), 499 nucleotides. RefSeq lists its product as uncharacterized. The record is from RefSeq and is a predicted model, not a curated record. NCBI's taxonomy places the organism in Eukaryota, Viridiplantae, Streptophyta, Magnoliopsida, Fabales, Fabaceae.